UGCUGCGAACACCUGAUAUGAACCGAGAGACUGACUAACACAUACACUGUUGGAAGAAACUGCGUCACAUCUAUCAGAUUUGGACCAGUGCGACCCUGUAUCGAAAAAGCUACAUUCUGACACACAUACUGUAGCUCGCUCGCUUGCCUUUAAAAUCAACAACACAGCAUCAGACCGAACAUCAGUAGAGAUGUACGCAUCCCUCAUCCGCCCCUCUUGUUUCCUGUUGGCAGUGUUUUGUGUGUGUAUUUAACCUUAAUGAGCUGACAAAUGACACAUGAGGAAAGAAAGUGCAUCCUCCAAUGUCAUUAUCACAUGCAUCUCUUUAAGAAUAUACAAAAAGACCGGAGCACGGAUAUUUGACUGCCAAAACUGGAGGAUGGAUUUAUCAGGACGGUGAAAUCAGACACUUGGAAUUACUAGCCAGCCAGCUAACGUGGUCCUGUACAACCAACAGCGCUUAACGUACGGGGACAACCUCAACGGGUCCAGCCCAGGAACAGAGCUUCUCUCCGGCCAGGGAGUCCCCACCGGUAGUCUUUCCCAGCUAUGGCUUUGGUAACCCUGCAGCGCUCUCCCACCCCUAGCGCUGCAUCUACAGCCAGCACCACCACCACCAACGCGGGGGAGGACUUUGGCAGCGAUGACGAGCGCCGGCUAAAUCAGAGCCUGAGCGAGAGUUUCUUCAUGGUGAAGGGAGCGGCCCUCUUCCUUCAGCAGGGUAGCAGUCCGCAGUGCCAGAAGUCACAUCCCCACCACAAACAUGCUGGUGACUUACCUCAGCACCUACAGGUUAUGAUAAACAUUCUUCGCUCGGAGGACAGAAUCAAACUGGCGGUUCGGUUGGAGAGCGCGUGGUCAGACCGCGUGCGCUACAUGGUGGUAGUCUACACAAAUGGCCGCCAAGACACGGAGGAGAAUAUACUGCUGGGAAUGGACUUCAUCAAUAAGGACAGUAAAAGCUGCUCCGUAGGGAUGGUGCUGCCACUAUGGAGUGAUACCAAGAUCCAUCUGGAUGGAGACGGGGGCUUCAGUGUGAACACAGCAGGGCGGACACAUAUCUUCAAGCCAGUGUCUGUACAGGCCAUGUGGUCGGCGCUGCAGAUCCUGCACAAGGCAUGCGAGGUGUCACGCAGGUACAACUACUUCCCGGGGGGCAUGGCGCUCACCUGGAUGGGCUACUACGAGAGCUGCAUCUCCUCCGAGCAGAGCUGCAUCAACGAGUGGAACGCCAUGCAGGACCUGGAGACCACCCGGCCAGACUCGCCCACCAUGUUCGUCGACAAGCCAACAGAAAGGGAAAGGACAGAGUGCCUUAUCAAAGCCAAACUCCGGAGCAUCAUGAUGUUCCAAGAUUUGGAGAAUGUUACCUCCAAGGAGAUCCGUAACGAGCUGGAGCAGCACAUGAAUUGCAACCUGAAGGAGUACAAGGAGUUCAUCGACAACGAGAUGCUGCUGAUCCUAGGUCAGAUGGACAAGGCCACCCUCAUCUUCGACCACCUCUACCUGGGAUCCGAGUGGAAUGCCUCUAACCUUGAGGAGCUGCAGGACUCGGGUGUGGGAUACAUACUCAACGUCACACGGGAAAUUGACAACUUCUUCCCGGGCACAUUCGCUUAUCACAACAUACGGGUCUACGACGAGGAGGCCACUGACCUGCUGGCCCACUGGAACGACACCUACAACUUCAUUGUGAAAGCAAAGAAAAACCACUCCAAGUGUCUGGUACACUGCAAAAUGGGCGUGAGCCGGUCGGCGUCGACGGUCAUAGCCUACGCCAUGAAAGAGUACGGCUGGUCUCUGGAGAAGGCCUACAAUUUCGUCAAGCAGAAGAGGAGCAUCACGCGCCCCAAUGCAGGAUUCAUGAGGCAGCUGGCUGAGUACGAGGGCAUCCUGGACGCCAGCAAGCAGAGGCACAACAAGCUGUGGAGGCCCGACUCUGACUGUGACCUCCCCGAUGGGCAGCAGGCCUCGGCCCAGUGCUGCGGCCCCGACGGGCCAGGGGACGUGACCCCGGAGCCCGGUUCCCUGUCGUGCGACGAGGCCUGGGGCGGCGAGGGGGCCCGUCCCUCGCCCUGCCGGACCAUCGGGGUGGAGGUGGACCCCGCUGACCCGCCCAACUACAACUACUACUUCCGCCGGCUCUCCGACUCAGCCCUGGACAGCGACCCCUCCACGCCGGUUCGCGCGCCCCCGCUGCUAGACAUGGACCGCGUCUUCAUCGAGAUCGAGGACGUGGAGCGGGACGCCCUGCUGGACGACGAGGGCUUCGAGAGCCGCGACUGCCCCCUUCCCCACUUCGCCCUGCCCGGGGAGGGCACGGCCGCCCAGACCUGCUGCCGGCCGGAGCCCCUGGAGGACCUGCGCAUGAGGCUGGAAUUCAGCACCGUGGAGGAGGAGGACGAGGAGGAGGCGCAGAAGGAGGAGGCCGAGAUGGUGGCGCUCGCACGGCCCGGAGGGGCCGGGGGAGGAGGGGGAGAGGAAGGGGGAGGGGAUGAAGGGAUGACAGAGGAGGAGAGGGAGGAGAGCGGGCAGGCCCCCGGCUCCCCCUCCCUCGCUGCCCUGAACCGUUUCAGCAAUGAGAACUCCAACAACAACAACAGCCUGAGCAUGAAGCGCAGCUUUGAUGACAGUACUAACAUCAGAAAUCCCUACAAAGUCAAGCCUUCUUACCAGUCCUGCACAGACUGCAUGAGCUCCCCUCUCAGCCAGCGCUGUGAGCCCAUGGCCGUGGACCGAGCCCAUCGCCUUAACCCCACGCACCUCUACAGCGGCGUUCCCAGCAUUUCCAUGGAGGCGCCCGGAAACCUCUUCGCCCCCGCUUCCUCGAACGUCCUCCCGGCCCUGCUGAGGCCCUGCGGCCCGCGCUGCAGCUGCGCCAACUGCAGCACCCCGCCCACCGCCGCGCUCCUGGAAGCCUGCCGCCAGCGGCAGGUGUCGCCCAUGAGCUGCGAGGAGCCGCCGCGGGACCUGCUCUGCCCCCUGGAGGCCGACAGCAUGUCCGAGCCGCUGGAGGAGGAGGAGGAGGAAGAGGAGGGGCCUGGGGUGGAGGCUGCAGGUGCCGUAACCGACCUGGCGCUGCUCAAACUCAGCCUGGAGGCGGCGAAGCCGGCGGCGCCAGGGUACCUGACGCAGCACCAGGAGUCCCUUAUGCAGCUGCAGAGGGCCGGGCUGGUCCGCAAGCGCACCGAGAAACUGGAGAAGCUCUCGGGCCUGGCCCUGGAGGCCCCGGGGCCCGCCAGCCACCUCCCGGAGCAGAUGGACACGUACUCGGAGGAGAUGGAGGGGGUGGCGCCGGUGGAGGACAUGGAGGUGGACUGCGGCGCCCUGGCGGAGGCCUACCCCAAAGCCGCCUCCCCCUUCGCGCCGCGCCCCGGCGCGGUGAUGGUCGUGCCGCUCACCAACGACCUGCUGAAGAGUGCCUCGGGCGGGCUGACGCCCACGUCGUCGCCGCACGGCUCCACGCUGACGCGCAGCUCCAGCAGCGACAGCCUGCGCAGCGUGCGGGGGAAGCCCGGCCUGGUCAAGCAGCGCGCCCAGGAGAUCGAGGCGCGCAUGAGGCUGGCCGGCCUCACCGUGCCCUCCCGCCUCAAGCGCUCCAACUCCCUGGCCAAGCUGGGCAGCCUCACCUUCUCCUCGGAGGACCUCUCCUCCGCCUGCUGCUCGGACGCCGGCACCCUCCUCCUCUCCCCCGAGCCCGAAGCCGGCCCUGAGUGGCCCCUGCCCGGAGCCUUUCACCUCAAAGCCAGCCCGGGCCAGGGAGCCGCGGUCAACCCCCUGUUUCAAAGCUCGAGGAGCUGACGCU
Megalops cyprinoides (Indo-Pacific tarpon) is the source of this 3805-nucleotide messenger RNA. RefSeq names its product slingshot protein phosphatase 1a (gene ssh1a). The record is from RefSeq and is a predicted model, not a curated record. Gene Ontology annotation, cellular component: cytoplasm. The coding region runs from base 550 to 3801 and encodes 1083 amino acids. NCBI's taxonomy places the organism in Eukaryota, Metazoa, Chordata, Actinopteri, Elopiformes, Megalopidae. The transcript has 15 exons. Gene Ontology annotation, biological process: negative regulation of actin filament polymerization; protein dephosphorylation; actin cytoskeleton organization. Gene Ontology annotation, molecular function: actin binding; protein tyrosine/serine/threonine phosphatase activity.